Messenger RNA from Pseudozyma flocculosa PF-1, 1044 nucleotides. RefSeq lists its product as uncharacterized. The coding region runs from base 1 to 1044 and encodes 347 amino acids. Gene Ontology annotation, cellular component: mitochondrion. Gene Ontology annotation, molecular function: nucleic acid binding. The transcript is spliced from 2 exons. NCBI's taxonomy places the organism in Eukaryota, Fungi, Basidiomycota, Ustilaginomycetes, Ustilaginales, Ustilaginaceae. The record is from RefSeq and is a predicted model, not a curated record.
AUGUCGAGCCGCACUCCACGCUUCGCCUGGCAGCCACCGCCACCAUGCUGCACCAUUUCCACCUCUGCUGUGCACCGCGCAAGGGCGAGCAAGAUCGUUUCCACGACGAAAGGGGAGGAACGACCGCCGUCGCCGCAGCCCCCACCCGCGACAAAGGCGAAAAAGGCACGCGCAAAAGCAGCCGCCUCGACGGUGCCAGAAGCCAAAGACGGCGGCAAGGGCAAGGAGACCAAGACACGCACCAAAAGGGCAAAAAAGGCCGCGAUACAGGACGACGGCCCCUCUGACGCCCCAGCAUCGCCGAGCGCAACAUCGCCGCCGCCAUCGACGGUGCAGCUGCGCAGCUCGGUGGCGCGCGGGACCGACUUUGAGAACCUGUGCAUCGAGGUGCUGGCCCGCGUGUUUGGCAUGGAGCUGGAACGCUGCGGCGGAGCCGGGGACAAGGGCAUCGACCUCAAGGGCUGGUGGCGCAUUCCUCGGCCACCUGUCCCCAACGCUACAACUGGAUCGGCAGGGACAGAGGAUUCGACGAGCGAGGGCGGGGCGAGGAUCCGGGUCGUGGCGCAGUGCAAGUGCCAGGAUGUGGGCGGCAAGAAGAUGGGACCCGUCCUCGUCCGAGAGGUCGAGGGGGUCCUGCAUCGUGCCCACUCUUCGUCCAGGACGGCCUCGCCGUCGUCAUCAACACCAUCAGAAGGGAGCGACGACGAUUCGGCCUCGACGUCGCCCGUCGUGGGCAUCAUCCUCUCGUCUUCCGGCUUCAGCAAGCAGGCGCUGAUGCAGGCCAGGUCGAGCGCGUUUCCCAUGAUGCUGCUCCACGUCGAGCAGCAGGCCGAACCGGCAGGUAGCUCAUCGGGGCAGCAGCCGCCGGCGAUGGGGGCCAAGUCGCUGCUGGAACGGUGCCAGGCCAUCGUGUGGAACGAGGGCGUGGCGGGACCGCGCGGGCUGCUGGCUGGAAGGAUGGAUCUGCGGUGGAAGCGCUCCCUCGUCGCUGGACGGGCCGACCGACCCGUCCUAUUCUGCGACGGGCAGAGGAUGACGUUCUGA